This is a messenger RNA of Acanthoscelides obtectus, 1010 nucleotides long. Lineage: Eukaryota; Metazoa; Arthropoda; Insecta; Coleoptera; Chrysomelidae. The record is from the annotation of a GenBank genome assembly.
CUUCAUUACCGGAGUACAGUCACUUUUUGUCAUUAGUGUCACUGCUUUGAUGUUGAUUUUUUAACUUGUUAACUUUUCUGUUGUCAAAUUUGAAACUUUUAAACCUGCUUCUAACGUUGGCGCAUAUUGAUAAAAUUUUCUGUAGAUUCCCCAGGGAAAUAUGGAUAACAGAAGACCAAGACACAAAACUGUAGACUCAACGUUUUGUGGACCUUCAACUGAUAGAAAUACUAAUAGACGUGUACUGAACCUCACAACUGCAUCAGUUGGAGAUCCCUCACUUUUAGCACCUUCAAAUGUUACGAUACUCCAAAGUGCAAAAAGUGACGGUAGUAGAGAGUACAACGAGUACCUAGUUGCACAUAUGAAAAAAUUAAUUGUGAAGGAAACUAUAGACAAGCACCAAACAGUUUUGAACAGGCAGCUUCUCUACAGAAACCAAGACUUGAGAAAAAAGAACCAGCAGGUACAUUCAUUAAACAAGGAAAUAGAAUUGCUCGAAAUACAAAACAAUGCUGGUGAAAUUUUGACAUCCUUAGAGAAAUAUGCUACAGAAUGUAAGACUAUCAUUAAUGGAUACAAACUUUACUUUGAGACAUUUUGGAAAUAUUUAAAGGAUGAGUCAGAGAAUGUGAAACUAGAAAAUGUUAAGGUCAUCAACAAUCAAGAGGAAUAUGAUAAACUAAUGAAAGUAUUAGAAAAUUUAAGGAUUGUAACGGAUAAGAUAGUUAAUUCCAAUAGAGAUUUUGAAAAAAUUCAUAAAAUAGCUGAAAGCCUUAGAAUUUAUAAUGAACAAAAGAAUAUUGUAAAAGAAAAGCAGGAACAAACACACAAGAGAUUUAAAAAUAUAUUUUAUGACUUUCUAGAAGAUGUGUCCAACAUGCUUGCUGAAAAAUAUGAAGAAUAGUUGCUUAUGUGUCAUUCAUUUUUUUGUCUUUCUCCAUUGCUUAUUUUAUUAUUAAUUAUUAAUUGUUGUAUUUACUUAAUAAAUGAAACAAAAAUAAAGCUGC